This is a messenger RNA of Dentiscutata erythropus, 837 nucleotides long. The record is from the annotation of a GenBank genome assembly. Lineage: Eukaryota; Fungi; Glomeromycota; Glomeromycetes; Diversisporales; Gigasporaceae.
AUGCAAAGCAAAGAAAACUUGGAACAUAACUCUCCCACCUUUACAAAUGGAUCAUGUGAAUCUUUAACUAACAUGAAUAAUUGUUCUUUGUUGACCUUGACUUCAGAAAUCUUGGCCGAAAUAUGUGAAAAUCUUUCACCUAAAGAUCUUUACACUUUAACUAUAGUUUGUAAAAAACUUCGACAUUUUUUAUGGGCUACUUCGGGUUUUACUCAACAAAUCUGGCGCAAGUCUAGAAUAUCAAUAUAUUCACAAGAUUCGAUAUCACCACCUAAAGGAAUUUGUGAACAACAAUAUAUUUGGUUGAAAGAACUGGGCAACUCAUGCCACGUAUGUAGAGUUCAAUUAGACCAAUCUGAACGACAUUUAGUCUGGGAAUUCAAAAGAUUAUGUUGCAAACCCUGCUUACUAGAGAAAACCACAAGCUUUGAGGAUCUUUUACAAAAAAAUAUUCCUAAAGAUGUACUUGAUUGCCUUCCUAAUAUUGAUAUUGAUGAUAUAAAGAAAUCUAUGGACUUUUCUGCAAUUUUUGUCGUUACUUUACCUGGAAGUCGAGGUUCAAAUCCACAUUAUUGGACUUCCGAUGUUCACGAAGCUUAUCGUGAAUAUAAUGCGUUGAAUGACAAUGAGAGAGAAGAAUGGGUUGAGAAAAAAGGAGCAGAGGUCGAAGAAUUUAAUCGUGCUAUCAAUGAAAUGGAAGACAAGAGAAGGAACGAUCUUAUUACAAGCUUAGUGAGUGACUCUAAUGACUCUGAUGCUCUAAGAUUAUGUCGUAAUUUAUGGGAAUUGAACCGACUUUUAACAAGUCAAAUCGAACAUCUUAUGUCACGUUGUUGA